Homarus americanus (American lobster) is the source of this 1845-nucleotide messenger RNA. Its product is annotated as mucin-1-like. The record is from RefSeq and is a predicted model, not a curated record. The transcript is spliced from 5 exons. Lineage: Eukaryota; Metazoa; Arthropoda; Malacostraca; Decapoda; Nephropidae. Bases 1 to 1845 code for a protein of 614 amino acids.
AUGACAGACAGGCUGGCGUCGCCUUGGGCCCGGCUAGGAUUGUUACAUAUCUCGGGUCUGGAUGCUGGUGACAAGGAUCCAUGUCGGGUUCCAUCUUAUCUCCCAGGAUUUCCAGCCGGCGACCAAUCACCUAAGGCCCAGCGGGAGGUGAACGAGGCCAAAGAGCGACGGUUGGGACGCGUCCUUGUGAUCAAUAUUGACUAUGUUCUAUUCGCAGCACAAGGAUGUAUAUACUACACUAAACAGGCGACGAAGAUAGGCCUCGAGGGACGCCCACCCCCAGACAGAAGCAAGAAACAAUCGCCGCAGAAGCAAACACAAGAAGCAGCAGAAGCCACGCUGAGCCGCCACCCUCUGGGGACCCCGCCCACCACGGUGCUAACGGGGAACCGAGGAUGGCAUGAGGACUAUGACCAGGAGGACAAAAACUGGGGGUACCAGGGAGCACCACAGCAGACCCAACCCAUCAGGCACAUCACAGAACCAGCCCACCAGGGGGCACCACAGCAGAACCAGCCCACCAGGGGCACCACAGCAGAACCAGCCCACCAAGGUCACCACAGCAGAACCAGCCCACCUGGGGCACCACAGCAGAACCAACCCACCAGGGGCACCACAGCAGAACUAGCCCACCAGGGGCACCACAGCAGAACCAGCCCAUCAGGGGCACCACAGCAGAACCAACCCACCAGAGGCAUUAGAGCAGAACCAGCCCACCAGGGGCACCACAGCAGAACCAGCCCACCAGGGCAUCACAGCAGAACCAUACCCAGGGGCACCACAGCAGAACCAGCCCACAAGGUCACCACAGCAGAACCAGCCCAUCAGGGGCACCACAGCAGAACCAGCCCACCAAGGUCACCACAUCAGAACCAGCCCACCAGGGGCACCACAGCAGAACCAGCCCACCAGGGCACCACAGCAGAACCAGCCCACCAGGAGCACCACAGCAGAACCAGCCCACCAAGGUCACCACAGCAGAACCAGCCCACCAGGGGCACCACAGCAAACCAGCCCACCAGGUUCACCACAGCAGCAACCAGCCCACCAAGGUCACCACAGCCAGCCCACCAAGGUCACCACAUCAGAACCAGCCCACCAGGGCACCACAGCAGAACCAGCCCACCAGGUUCACCACAGCAGAACCAGCCCACCAGGAGCACCACAGCAGAACCAGCCUGGUCACUCACAGCAGAACCAGCCCAUCAGGGGCACCACAGCAGAACCAGCCCACCAAGGUCACCAUCAGAACCAGGGGCACCACAGCAGAACCAGGGGCACCACAGCAGAACCAGCCCACCAGGGCACCACAGCAGAACCAGCCCACCAAGGUCACCACAGCAGAACCAGCCCACCAGGGGCAACCAGAACCAGCCCACCAGGUUCACCAGCAACCAGCCCACCAAGGUCACCACAGCAGCCCAGCCCACCUGGGGCACCACAGCAGAACCAGCCCACCAGGGGCACCACAGCAGAACCAGCCCACCAGGUCACCACAGCAGAACCAGCCCACCUGGGGCACCACAGCAGAACCAACCCACCAGGGGCACCACAGCAGAACUAGCCCACCAGGGGCACCACAGCAGAACCAGCCCAUCAGGGGCACCACAGCAGAACCAACCCACCAGAGGCAUUAGAGCAGAACCAGCCCACCAGGGGCACCACAGCAGAACCAGCCCACCACGGGCAUCAGAGCAGGACCAGCCCACCAGGAGGGAGUGCGCAUUAUACAGGCUACAAGAGCCGGAGUUUGGAGAACAACAAAACACGUGUGUCAGUGUAUUAAUUUUGUAUCUGAGCAUCCCGGAUAUUAGGCCACAUAAACCAGAGGAACAGACAAUAUAA